GGGCCGCGGCGGCCCGGGAGGAGUGUCUCUGCGCCCUCUCCACUGGACGCCCGGGACCCUCGGAGCCAGGAAAGAAGCCUGGCACCGGCUGGCCAGAGGCACCCAGGCGAUGUCAGAACUUUGAGGGAGGCCUGGUGACGGGGAGCGGCUGUCACCCGCUGACCUUCCCAACCCAGCUUCAGGAUGCUGAGCCUGAAGCUCCCCAGGCUGUUCAGCAUAGACCAGGUGCCCCAGGUGUUCCAUGAGCAGGGCAUCCUCUUUGGCUACCGACAUCCACAGAGUUCCGCCACUGCCUGUGUCCUCAGCCUUUUCCAAAUGACCAAUGAGACUCUCAACAUCUGGACUCACUUGCUGCCUUUCUGGUUCUUCAUGUGGAGGUUUGUGACUGUGCUGUAUGUGACAGACAUCCAGAAUGACAGCUACUCCUGGCCUCUGCUUGUGUACAUGGGCACCAGCUGUGUGUACCCCCUUGCCUCUAGCUGUGCACACACCUUCAGCUCCAUGUCCAAGAACGCCCGGCACAUCUGCUACUUCCUGGACUACGGCGCUGUCAACCUCUUUGGCCUGGGCUCAGCCAUCGCCUACUCUGCCUAUACGUUCCCCGACGCGCUGGUGCGCACCACCUUCCACGACUACUACGUGACCCUGGCUGUGCUGAACACCAUCAUCAGCACCGGCCUCUCCUGCUACUCCAGGUUUCUUGAAGUCCGGAAGCCCAGGCUCUAUAAGAUGCUUCGCGUCCUUGCCUUUGCCUAUCCCUAUAUCUGGGACUCCGUCCCCAUCUUCUACAGGCUAUUCCUGUUCCCGGGGGAGAGUGCACAGAAUGCAGCGACCUUGUACCACCAGAAGCACAUGGCCAUAACCCUCCUGGCCUCUUUCUUCUACUCUGCGCACCUCCCGGAGCGCCUGGCCCCCGGACGCUUCGACUACGUCGUUCCUGGCUCACAGCUCCCAGAACCCUUGGAAUUUCCUAAGUGUUCAGAGUGAUAAAGGUGUCUUUGUUACGUGAAUGAGGUGACUUGUGGAAAGCACCUAAGGAUGCUUGUUGCAUGGUUGCCUGUGGAGCCAACCAUGUGAUUAGAGGGUUGGACCUCUCAGUCCCACCCCCCUGACCUCUGGGCUGGAGAUGGAGUUCAAUCACCAAUGGCCAAUGAUCUAAUCAAUCCUGCCUACGUAAUAGAACCUCCAUGAAAACCCAAAAGGACAGGGUUCAUAGAGCUUCUGGUUGGUGAACACGUGGAGGUCCUGGGAACGUGGCAAGACUGGAGAGGACGUGGAAGCUCUGCGCCCCUUCCCACAUACUUGCCCUGUGCAUCUCUUCCAUUUGCCUGUUCCUGAGUUUUAUCCUUAUCUGGUGAUCUAGUAAGUGCAAUGUUUCUCUGAGUUCUGUGAGCCACUCUAGCAAAUGAAUAGAAUCCAAGGAGGGGGUCAUGAGAACCUCUGAUUUAUAGCCAGUCAGAAGUACAGGUGACAACCUGGGCUUGUGACUGGUGUCUGAAGUGGGGGAAGGGCAGUCUUGUAGGACUGAACCCUUAACCUGUGGGAUCUGAUGCAAUCUCUGAGCACAUAGUGUCAGAAUUGAGUUGAAUUCUUGGACAUCCUGCUAGUGUCUGAGAAUUGUUUGUUGGUAUGGGGAACCCCCCCCAUGUUGGAAACUGGGUUUCAGAAUAUCCCAAAAGACCCUCUCAGUCCAGUUUGGCAAUUUCUUGUAAAGUUAAAUUUACACAUACCUCAAGAACAGCAACCUCAUCCAAGAGAAAUGAAAACACAUGUCUACAUAAAGACCUUUACUCAAAUAAUUCUGCUAGUUUCAUUCAUAAUCACCAAAAAGUGGAAACAACCUAAAUGUCCAUCUGCUAGUGAAUGGAUAAAUUGUCAUGCAUUCAUACAGUGGAAUACUACUCGGCAAUAAAAAAGGGACAAAUUCCUGAUACAUGCAACACAUGGAUGAAUCUCAAAAGCAUCAUGCUGAGUUAAAGAAGAGACAUUCUGGAAAAGAGAAAACUCUAGGAAGGAAGUCAGAAAAGUGGUUGCCAAGGGCUGGGGGGAGGGGAAGGUGAUGGAUUACAAAGGGGCAGCACAAGGGAAGUUUUGGUGUGAUGGGAAUAUUACAGAUUUGAUUGUGGCGAUGGUUACAGGAUGGUGUAUGUUUGUCAAAUACAAAGAUGGCACAACUAAAAAGGGCAAAUUUUACUGUAUACCUCAAUAAACCUGACUUUUAAAAAAAGCCUCCCAGUUCUACUCCCUCCC
Molecule: messenger RNA, 2250 nt
Organism: Diceros bicornis minor
Lineage: Eukaryota; Metazoa; Chordata; Mammalia; Perissodactyla; Rhinocerotidae
Gene: PAQR5
Product: progestin and adipoQ receptor family member 5
Exons: 8
Coding region: 184-987 (267 amino acids)
Cellular component (GO): membrane
Molecular function (GO): signaling receptor activity
Source: RefSeq, a predicted model, not a curated record